Messenger RNA from Eucalyptus grandis, 1008 nucleotides. RefSeq names its product cytosolic sulfotransferase 15. The record is from RefSeq and is a predicted model, not a curated record. Gene Ontology annotation, molecular function: sulfotransferase activity. NCBI's taxonomy places the organism in Eukaryota, Viridiplantae, Streptophyta, Magnoliopsida, Myrtales, Myrtaceae. Bases 1 to 1008 code for a protein of 335 amino acids. The transcript has a single exon. Gene Ontology annotation, biological process: sulfation. Gene Ontology annotation, cellular component: cytoplasm.
AUGGCACGCCAGCAACUUCCUUCGCAGUCCGCCAUCUUAGGUAGCGAAAAACAUGAGCAGGAGGACAUCGAUGAACUAAUUGCUUCACUUCCCCAAAGCAAAGGUGUGGUAAGUCGUUUCCAGUCCCUCUACCAAAAUUUUUGGUGCCCGGACAACGUGCUUCCCAACGUGAUCGCGUUUCAGCGGCACCAUCAAGCCAAGUACAAUGACAUUGUCCUGGCCUCUGAGCCCAAAACAGGAACUACUUGGUUAAAGGCCCUAGUAUUCUCUAUCGUGAACCGCUCUCGCUUCGACAUCUCCAACACACCGUUGCUCACUUCAAACCCCCAUGACCUUGUCCUUUUCCUCGAGUUACAGCUGUAUAGAAGCAACCCGAGGCCCAACCUUGACAGCCUAGCAGAACCGAGGCUCUUUGCUACACACGUCCCUUAUCCAUCCUUGCCGGAGUGCAUCAAGCGGUCGGGCUGCUGGAUCAUAUACAUCUGCCGGAACCCAUUGGACACUGUGGUUUCGGCUUGGCACUUCUUCCUCGAGUUGGCGCGGUCGGAGGACCACCCGGCGUGGUCUUUGGAAGAGCAUUUCGAGGCCUAUUGCAAAGGAGAAAUGCCGUUCGGGCCCUUUUGGGAGCACAUGGUGGGUUUUUGGAAGGAGAGCUUGGAGAGGCCACACAAUGUGUUGUUCCUCAAGUACGAGGACUUAAAGGAAGAUAUUGGAGGACAACUGAAGAAGGUGGCCAAGUUUGUGGGGCUUCCCUUCACUGAGCAGGAAGAAGAGGAAGGUGUAAUUGAAGAGAUAGCCAAAAUGUGUAGCUUGAAGACCCUCAAGGACCUAGAGGUCAACAAAUCUGGCAAAGUACCUAUGACAAUCAAGUUCGAGAAGAGAAGCUUUUUUAGGAAAGGUGAGGUGGGUGAUUGGGUCAAUCAUCUCACUCCUUCCAUGGCGGAUCGCCUCAAUAGUAUCGUGCAAGAGAAAAUCAGCCCCUUUGGCUUACAAUUCAAAACACGUUGA